AUGGCAGGUGUCUCUGCUCAGCCACCGCCUCCCAGCCCAGCUGCUCUGGGCUUCCGGACAGUGGAUAAACAGAACCCUGGGCGGGGCUGCUCUCGCACUGUGCCUGCCCUGGUGGGCUGGGCUCUGCUCAAGGAGGGCAGUGAAACAGGGCUUUGGCAGGUCUGCAGGUCGCGAUCCUCAGGCGCCCAGACCCUCAUCAAUCGGGCUGCUGGUGAAGGAGCCCCUGGGUAUACUGAGGCCAGGCAGGCAGGGAGCUGCUUCCUGUGCCUGGUGGACGUGGUGCCCGUAAAGAAUGAAGAUGGAACUGUCAUCAUGUUUAUCCUCAACUUCGAGGUGGUGAUGGAAAAGGACGUGGUGGGGUCCCCGGCCCAUGACACCAAUCACCGUGGACCCCCCACCAGCUGGUUGGCCCCGGUUACUUCCUCUGAGGAGAUGGUCCUGUCCCUGGGGGCUGAUGUGCUGCCAGAGUAUAAGCUGCAGGCGCCGCGGAUCCACCGCUGGACCAUCCUGCACUACAGCCCCUUCAAGGCCGUGUGGGACUGGCUCAUCCUGCUGCUGGUUAUCUACACGGCCGUCUUCACACCUUACUCGGCCGCCUUCCUGCUGAAGGAGACGGAAGAGGGCUCCACGGCCCCUGACUGUGGCUACGCCUGCCAGCCGCUGGCCGUGGUGGACUUCAUUGUGGACAUCAUGUUCAUCGUGGACAUCCUCAUCAACUUCCGCACCACGUACGUGAAUGCCAAUGAGGAGGUGGUCAGCCAUCCCGGCCGCAUUGCCGUCCACUACUUCAAGGGCUGGUUCCUCAUCGACAUGGUGGCCGCCAUCCCCUUCGACCUGCUCAUCUUUGGCUCUGGCUCUGAGGAGCUGAUCGGGCUGCUGAAGACGGCGCGGCUGCUGCGGCUGGUGCGUGUGGCGAGGAAGCUGGACCGCUACUCGGAGUACGGGGCGGCCGUGCUCUUCCUGCUCAUGUGCACUUUCGCGCUCAUUGCGCACUGGCUGGCCUGCAUCUGGUACGCCAUCGGCAACAUGGAGCAGCCACACGUGGACUCCCGCAUCGGCUGGCUGCACAACCUGGGCGACCAGAUCGGCAAGCCCUACAACAGCAGCGGCCUGGGAGGCCCCUCCAUCAAGGACAAGUACGUCACGGCCCUCUACUUCACCUUCAGCAGCCUCACCAGCGUGGGCUUCGGCAACGUCUCCCCCAACACCAACUCGGAGAAGAUCUUCUCCAUCUGUGUCAUGCUCAUUGGCUCCCUCAUGUACGCCAGCAUCUUCGGCAACGUGUCAGCCAUCAUCCAGCGGCUGUACUCCGGCACUGCCCGCUACCACACGCAGAUGCUACGGGUGCGGGAGUUCAUCCGCUUCCACCAAAUCCCCAACCCCCUCCGCCAGCGUCUCGAGGAGUAUUUCCAGCACGCCUGGUCCUACACCAACGGCAUCGAUAUGAACGCGGUGCUGAAAGGCUUCCCCGAGUGCCUGCAGGCAGACAUCUGUCUGCACCUGAACCGCUCGCUGCUACAGCACUGCAAGCCUUUCCGAGCGGCCACCAAGGGCUGCCUGAGGGCCCUGGCCAUGAAGUUCAAGACGACACAUGCACCGCCAGGGGACACGCUGGUGCAUGCUGGGGACCUGCUCACCGCCCUCUACUUCAUCUCCCGGGGCUCCAUUGAGAUCCUGCGGGGCGACGUUGUCGUGGCCAUCCUGGGGAAGAAUGACAUCUUUGGAGAGCCUUUAAACCUGUAUGCUCGGCCCGGCAAGUCCAAUGGGGACGUGCGGGCCCUCACCUACUGCGACCUGCACAAGAUCCACCGGGAUGACCUACUGGAGGUGCUGGACAUGUACCCCGAGUUCUCGGACCACUUCUGGUCCAGCCUGGAAAUCACCUUCAACCUGCGGGACACCAACAUGAUCCCUGGGUCUCCCGGCAGCGCGGAGCUGGAGGGCGGCUUCAACAGGCAACGCAGGCGCAAGCUGUCCUUCCGCCGGCGCACAGACAAGGAGCCAGAGCAUCCUCCUCCUUCUUGCCCCAGGCUGGAGACCCGGCUGAGUGCAGACAUGGCCAGUGUCCUGCAGCUGCUGCAGAGGCAGAUGACGCUGGUCCCACCUGCUUACAGUGCUGUGACCACCCCGGGGCCCGGCCCCCCCUCAACCUCCUCUCUGCUGCCCGUCAGCCCCAUCCCCACCCUCACCCUGGACUCGCUUUCUCAGGUUUCCCAGUUCAUGGCGUUGGAGGAGCUCCCCCCGGGGACCCCAGAGCUCCCCCAAGACGGCCCCACUCGACGCCUCUCCCUGCCGGGCCAGCUGGGGGCCCUCACCUCCCAGCCCCUGCACAGACAUGGCUCAGACCCGGGCAGUUAG
This is a messenger RNA of Puma concolor (puma), 2358 nucleotides long. The record is from RefSeq and is a predicted model, not a curated record. Lineage: Eukaryota; Metazoa; Chordata; Mammalia; Carnivora; Felidae.